AUGUUGGGCAAAACAGUACCUGGCUCUCAUUCUAGUAAUACCGCUAGUAACAGUCCGGUAAGCAAAGAAAGGUAGGUAAGUUUCAUUCAAUGUCCCACUAAGUACCGCUUAAUCGUUAUUUUACAUUAAAACUAAGAUAGAGUGAGACUGAAUUAUCAAAGGUUAUCAACCAAACGAUUUUAAAGCAUCCUAUAGAAAAUGUUCUUCCGUGAUAAACAGUAUCAAUUGAACGCAUUGCAAAAACCUAUCGGGAGAAUAGAAGAUACAUUAAAAGUAACGACAACAGUAUUGUACAAGUUGUACUUAUAGAUGGUAAAAGUAUUUUAAGUACGCUUUUACUAAAGGCACCAAGAACUCUCGACCUGUCUUUUUUCAUUCUUCUUACAUAUCUUUUCUGUAAAACGAACUUAGUAACACCUACAACAAACUCACUUCAAUCUGGUUAACUCUGGUCGUCUCCCUAACUCCGUUCCCUUCCUCGCUCUUUCCCACUCACCACUUCUCACUCUUCUAUUUCUUACUGACUUCUAAUUGAACUCUCUUAAAUGCUUUUAAAAAUGCUUAAAUAUUCGCUAUUGGUAGGCAUAAGUGGGCAUGCUGGCUAACUGAUCUUGGAAGAUUAAACAUUUGUUGUCAAAACUCUGUAACCCUCAUGCUUUAGCGAAACUCUCACAAAUGAACAACUCCACACUUGAAUGCUUCCCAUCAACCAAAUCAGUCUUUAACUGAGUUCGUAUGGCACCAUGUUUUCUUUCACAUGCGGCUCCUGUUCUGUGCGCUUGAGCUCUGCUCAUAUUUAUUCGUGAUUUAAACGGGAUACGCUGCUACUCCGGUAAUUUGCUGUCUAAAGGCAAACAUUAUCUGCUGAUACAUGGUAGCAGGAUUGUUCCAUCAGACCACAAAAUCUGCAAAUAGUUUCACUUUACUAACAAAAUAACGAUGUAAUUAUCAACUGGGAGUUCAGCUGUUUAUGUGAAAAAAAAAAAAAAAGCUGACGCAAUUUUAUUCCCUUUCAGCGCCUACAACAAGAAAAUAUGCAGUCAUCGCCGACAUAUAUCUUCACACUACUCGUUUUGAGUGUGGAUAUUUUUUUUGGUAGGUACUUAAUGCAUGUUUUCAAGCUCAAGAUUAUAUGCUCAGAGAGUAUGAAAUACACUGGCUUGGUUCUGAUUCAUUCUAAUGCAUAUGCGCUGACGAGAUUGAAGGAGACAACUGCAGAAAACGCAAGUCAGUGCUUCAACUAUCGUAGGAUAAUCGAUUUAUGCAUUUGUAGAUUCUCUUUCGCGGAACAUAGCACAGUCUUAUGAUUCUUGCACAGGGCUUCCUUGUCCACCUGGCAAAAAGACGGACGAUCCUCAAGGCCGUUGCUGUGUUUUUCCUUUUGAGUAUGGAGGAAAAACUUACCAAUCUUGUACCAAGGUAGCUCAUCACAGAUUGUGGUGUUCAUUUGACGAAGUUUACAAAGGACAAUGGGCUAACUGCGGUAAGAAAUAAAUAUUACAAAUAUGGCAAUUUUAAAUUCAAUAAAUAAGUUUUUGAAACCAUUAUUACUUUUAUUGACCGCCUGUAAGAUGCAAAAUAGCAUUCAACGCUAACCCUUCAGAAAUAGGUUACCGAGGCCGCCUAAAGCAAAGUUUUUGUUAUGAACCCUAGUAAACCCGUGCACAAACAGCCCUUGCCAAAAUGGGGGAGUCUGCACAGUAACUGGAGAUGACUCUUACAGCUGCAAAUGUGCCGACGGAUAUUAUGGACAAACCUGUGAAAAAGGUAGAAGCACGAUAAAUAUGGUCGUUUUAGACAUUUUUUGCAAAUAGAGGCUAUUAAUUUCUUUUAUUAUUAUUUAAACAUAUUUAUCAUUGUUUUCCCCAAAAGCGCCAAGGCAUAACGAGGGGGAUUACAGUGUUACAAAUAUAAAAUCAAUUUAUUCAGGCUCACACAGGAACAAACUCAUAACCAACACACACAAGUUGCAAUACAACGAGUUAAACUUACUAAGCUAGGAAUAUAUUAAUUAAACAAUCAAACAAUGGCCUCAGAGAAGCGAUUAGUGUUAAUUAUAAAACUUUGUACUUCGCGAAAAAAGGUACAGCUGACGUCGUAAUUUACAGACUCAUCACCGUACAAUAAAAAAUUUAGUUUCCUAGCAUCACCGCCGGAUGACCAUGUUUCAGCUAGAAUAUUAGCAGUAGAGGUAAGGAGGACCUCACGUUGAGCGGCAUACCUCGGGAAAUACAAGAAAAAGUGUUUCACCGAUUCAGAAUCAAAACUGCACUCGCAAAUAAGCGACACACAACUAUUAAUUUUGAAGAGAUAUUCUCUUAGUAUAGGUAAUCACAUGAUUUCGAGUACAAUUUCGAUAAGCACGAGUAAAUUUUUUUAAGACUAACAAAAUUGCACGAGCCCGUUGGGCGAGUGCAAUUUGUGGCCUUUGAAAAAAUUAACAAGUGCUUAGUUAUUACAAAUUGCACGAGAAAAAUUAUGUAAUUACGUGUUAAUAAUAUGUAUAAAAAAAUACGAGAGAGCUUAUCAUAAUUAAUUAAGCAGAAGAAAAGCGCGCAUCAAGUGCAAAAAUAAUUUAUUUAAACCGUGUACGAUCAAAAAAAUAAUAUACAAUGAUAUCUUCACAUCUUUAAGGCGCAAAAAAGUUUAAAGUCCGGCUAAACAGUUCAAGGAAUUGUUCAGUCUGUCCGAAUCACUAUCAAUGAAAUGGAAUCGUCGUUUCCGAGGUUUAACCAUGUAAUUUUCGAUUUCCUUGGCAAUUCCCUUCUUUAAACACAACUUUUUCCAAACCAAAAACCAAAAACCAGUGCUUUUAGCAGUGUUUUCGUUGUUAGAGCUGUUUUUCAGCUGCGGUGGUGAAAUAAAACUUACUCAAAACACCGGCCAUUGUUUCGCUCGCAAUUUUUUAAAUUUUCAAAUUUUGUUGCGAUAUCUAAGGCUCGCAUUUGAUUGGCUAUCUGUGAGUUUCUUGCAUUAUUGACCAAUUAGAAUGUAUGGUUUGUUUAAGAAUUUGUUCCUGCUUAGCGCGCGUAUACCGAGUUAAGGAUGCACGCGGGAAGUUUGGAGAGCACGAACGGCUAGAGAUUGGCGUUUAUUGUGAAUCGGAGCAGGCGGUCCCGCCUCUUAAUUGACAGGCGCACUUUACUAUACAUCCAUGUUUAAUCCUUAGCAAGUAGUGUUACCGUUUUCAGUGGAAUGUACUUCUCAAUAAUCAAACGAAAGUAGCCAUACCACCUUGACUAUAUUUCAUCUAUGUCUUUAACAUUUUCAUACAAAGAGAUCCAGUCUGAUUCCCCAUUCAUAUUUGUAGUGUCGACGUUAUUAAAAUUCCACACCCGCCUUUUGUAAGAUCGACUUCUGUAAGCGAAGAUAUUCAUAUUUGAGAAGAUAACAGAAUGGUCACAACUGGAAGGGGGAUUUAAAGUCCCAGAAGUACUAAAACGCCCUGGAAAAGUUGUGGUAACUAAAUCCAAUAUCGUCAAACUGUGACAAGUGACACGAGUUGGCUCCGCUAUCAGCUGUGCCAAGUUGUUAUUUUCUAAGAAACUGUAUAAUUUUUUUACCUACAUCAUUAUUCCCUGAUGGAUUUGUAGAGUCGUAAUGAGCAUUGAAAUCUCCCAAUACAACAACCCUAUAUUGUUUCGGUGGUUGACGAAUUUUAUCAAGAAACAGCUCAAAAUAUUCGAAGAAAUUAGCAAGGAAAACAAUAUCGUCAUCAUCGGGCGGCCUGUAACAAACGCCACAGGGAACAUCAAGGUGUGAUGCGGAAUUCAAUCCAAAGGAAUUCUAUGGCGUCAAAUUCCAAAUUUAACCUACGCUUAGCCACGAGGGUACUAACCGUGAAGAAUGCAACUCCACCACCUAUUCUGUCGUGCCUGUCAAGUCGGAUAAUAGGGUUGUACCCUGCAAUUUGUAAACAAUCACUGCACACGCGAUCGUUGAGCCAGGUUUCCGUGACUGCAAAAACAUCAAACUCAUCAUCUCUCACCAGCAAAGAAAUCUCUUCAAACUUGUCACCCACGUUCAAACUUCUGGCAUUUAAGUGAUCGAACUUGAAAAAAGGUUCCGGAUUUAGUUCAACAUCAUUAGACAAAACUAUUCUAAGAACGAUACAGACUGCAAUCCAUAAAAUAAUAUAUUAGACUAAAUACCACAUCGUUAGAGGACAGCAUAAACUUACGAAAGGUACAAACUAGCACUGGGGCAAUAUGAUAAAUAUGGUCCAAACAUUCAUUGAAUAUUAAAGAAAAUGAAUCCUGUGGUUCGUCGUUACUUAAAAAUAAAUAGUUUCAAGAUUUAAACAAUAGUUCAUAUUUUGUCAACCACUAAUUAAUAAAAACAUGAAGUCUUCGACCAUCUGACUUCGGUUUUAAAGAAUCUUCCCGUCCGAAGUUCAGGAAGCAUCAGCAUUAACACACUUAACUCAAGCAGUGUAAAAUAGUUUCUGGGUGGAUUUUGGUUACCCUCUUCAUUGAUGUAAGGGCCAGAAAAUCCUAAAGAUUUUUUAAGUUCUUCAUUAUUGUGAGUUUAUCCUUGUGCCUUUUCAAGCAAACAAAGAUUGCUCUAUUAGCUCCUUCCUCUUUCUCACCUACCCGGUUAGCUCUGUCAACUGUAUCAUCGCUGACUUCCAAACCAAUUUUUUCCCUGCCAUAGACACAAAUCAUUACCUUCGAUGUGUCAAUGGCACUUAAAUACCUUUGCAUAUUUCAUUUCCUGAGAUGAAGCCUUUCAUGUUUAAGGUAAUUUUCUGUGUGAAAAGCAAAUCCACUUACCUCAGCAAAUAAAUAGCAGAAGUCGCUUAAUGAAAAGUUUUGUUAUGACCUUAGUAAACCCGUGCACAAACAACCCUUGCCAAAAUGGAGGAGUCUGCACAGUAAAUGGAGACGACUCUUACAGCUGUAAAUGUGCCGACGGAUAUUAUGGACAAACCUGUGAAAAAGGUACAAGCACGAUAAAUAUGAUCGUUUUAGACUUUUUUUUUGCAGAUAGAGGCUAUAAAUUUGCUAACCAUAAUGGACUACUACUCUGCCAAUCAUAAUGUUUCAUUUCCUCAGUGAGCCCUUGUAAAUCACAUCCAUGUAAAAACGGUGGAACAUGCACAUUGACGUGUCUUGAUUCAUUCUCAUGCCAAUGCACUGAUGACUUUGAAGGAGACACUUGCGAAAAGCGUGAGUAACGUUUUGACAGUACAUCAGUAAUGUUAAGCUUAAGCUUUUGUGCAUGUGUAAAUUAAUUUUGUAAAGAACGUGACGCAAUUAUUCUGAUUCUUCCACAGGACUCCCUUGCCCACCUGGGAAAAAGACGGACGAUCCUCAAGGCCGUUGCUGUGUUUUUCCUUUUGAGUAUGGAGGAAAAACUUACCAAUCUUGUACCAAAGUAGCUCAUCACAGAUUGUGGUGUUCAUUUGACAAAGUUUACAAAGGACAAUGGGCUAACUGCGGUAAGAAAUAAGCAUCUCAAAUUUGAAUACAAAACAAAACUUAUUGUGGGAUCAUCUGCUAGAAUAGCCAUUUUUUUCAUAAAAUGUACUGUUUGUUAUUGGAACUAAAAAAUGUAGAUGCUACUGUUUAGAGGUAGGAAAUUUUAGGGAAGUCUUUCAAAAAGUGUUUUAGAGAACCUUUCAUGAGGUGUUACUGAGA
Pocillopora meandrina is the source of this 5639-nucleotide messenger RNA. Lineage: Eukaryota; Metazoa; Cnidaria; Anthozoa; Scleractinia; Pocilloporidae. The record is from the annotation of a GenBank genome assembly.